AUACACGUAUACUGUUCCAUUGAUAAGGAAUUCUACAACCUUUUAAAACCGCACUCACGCUGCCCGCAGUUGUUGAUAUCGAGCGAUAAACAAACAACCAGCCUUUAUCAUGUCUUCACUAAGUGCGAAAAUUGGUCCAUCGAUUCUGAAUGCUGACCUAUCCCAGCUACACGAGGAAUCCCAGCGUUUGUUAGACAACGGAGCCGAUUAUCUGCAUCUCGAUGUGAUGGAUGGUACCUUUGUACCGAACCUCACAUUCGGCCAUCCGGUAGUGAAGUGCCUGCGGAACAAAAUUAAGGACGCUUUCUUUGAGACGCACAUGAUGGUCCAGGCGCCUCAGCAGUGGAUCGAACCCAUGGCUGAUGCAGGCGUGAAUCAGUACACAUUCCACAUAGAACCGGUUACGGACAGUGUUCCGAUCAUUUGUCGCAAGGUGCAAGAAGCGGGUAUGAAAGUUGGACUGGCUAUCAAGCCCGGAACGCCGGUGGAAACCGUGAAAGAGUUCAUUUCGAUUGCCGAUAUGGUGCUGAUAAUGACUGUUGAGCCCGGCUUCGGAGGACAAAAGUUCAUGGCUGAUAUGAUGCCAAAAGUUCAGUGGUUGCGGGAAAACUAUCCAAAUUUGGAUAUCGAAGUUGACGGCGGAGUAGGACUGGGAACGAUUGACGUCUGUGCGAAAGCCGGUGCCAACAUGAUUGUAGCUGGGACUGCCAUUAUUCGUGCCGAUGAUCAGUCAGCAGUCAUUCAACAGUUGAAACAUUCCGUUCAAUCAGUUAUCGAACAUUGAUGGUUGUAGGGGAUAGACCAAGUGUAAUGGUUUAUAUUUUAUAAUAAAAAAAGUUGUGCCCGGUA
Toxorhynchites rutilus septentrionalis is the source of this 849-nucleotide messenger RNA. RefSeq names its product ribulose-phosphate 3-epimerase (gene Rpe). The transcript has 2 exons. NCBI's taxonomy places the organism in Eukaryota, Metazoa, Arthropoda, Insecta, Diptera, Culicidae. Gene Ontology annotation, biological process: pentose-phosphate shunt, non-oxidative branch; pentose-phosphate shunt; carbohydrate metabolic process. The record is from RefSeq and is a predicted model, not a curated record. The coding region runs from base 110 to 784 and encodes 224 amino acids. Gene Ontology annotation, molecular function: D-ribulose-phosphate 3-epimerase activity; metal ion binding. Gene Ontology annotation, cellular component: cytosol.